This is a messenger RNA of Manihot esculenta (cassava), 1429 nucleotides long. RefSeq names its product 60S ribosomal protein L4. NCBI's taxonomy places the organism in Eukaryota, Viridiplantae, Streptophyta, Magnoliopsida, Malpighiales, Euphorbiaceae. The record is from RefSeq and is a predicted model, not a curated record. Bases 67 to 1293 code for a protein of 408 amino acids. Gene Ontology annotation, cellular component: cytosolic large ribosomal subunit; ribosome. Gene Ontology annotation, molecular function: RNA binding; structural constituent of ribosome. The transcript is spliced from 2 exons. Gene Ontology annotation, biological process: translation.
UUUCUUUCUAAUAAAAAACCCUAGAUUUUUCACCUCCACUUACACACACAAGGCACACAGAGCACGAUGGCCGCUGCCGCCGCCCGUCCUCUGGUCACCGUGCAGUCUCUUCCAUCUUUGAAUGAGAUGGCCACGGAUUCCACCACUACCGUGGCUCUUCCUGACGUAAUGAAGGCCUCGAUCCGGCCUGAUAUUGUGAACUUCGUCCACGCUAAUAUUUCCAAGAACAGCCGCCAGCCCUACGCUGUGUCCAAGCGCGCUGGUCACCAGACCUCCGCCGAGUCUUGGGGUACUGGACGUGCCGUUUCCCGUAUUCCUCGUGUACCCGGUGGUGGCACUCACCGUGCUGGUCAGGGUGCUUUCGGUAACAUGUGUCGUGGCGGGCGCAUGUUUGCUCCUACUAAAAUCUGGCGCCGCUGGCACCGUAAGAUCAAUGUGAAUCAAAAAAGGUAUGCCGUGGUAUCUGCUAUUGCCGCCUCUGCUAUUCCCUCUCUGGUGAUGGCUCGUGGCCAUAGGGUGGAAUCUGUACCUGAAAUGCCCCUGGUGAUCAGCGAUUCUGCAGAGAGCGUCGAGAAAACUUCAGCUGCAAUCAAGGUGUUAAAGGAGAUCGGUGCUUAUCCUGACGCUGAGAAAGCCAAGGACAGCCACGCGAUCCGGCCAGGAAAGGGUAAGAUGAGGAACCGCCGGUACAUUUCCCGCAAGGGGCCACUGAUUGUGUACGGAACUGAAGGAUCCAAACUGGUGAAGGCCUUCAGGAAUAUUCCAGGAGUGGAAGUGGCCAACGUGGACCGUCUCAAUCUGCUGAAGCUAGCUCCUGGUGGCCAUCUAGGUCGUUUUGUAAUCUGGACCAAGUCUGCUUUCGAGAAGCUGGACUCUAUCUACGGGUCAUUUGAGAAGUCAUCUGACAAGAAGAAGGGCUAUGUGCUACCUAGGUCUAAGAUGGUGAAUGCUGACCUUGCUAGAAUCAUCAACUCUGAUGAGGUGCAGUCAGUAGUGAAGCCGAUUAAGAAGGAGGUGAAGAGGGCUCCAUUGAAGAAGAACCCUCUCAAGAAUUUGAAUGUCAUGCUAAAGCUUAACCCUUAUGCCAAGACUGCGAGGAGGAUGUCUCUUUUAGCUGAAGCCCAGCGAGUCAAGGCCAAGAAGGAGAAGCUGGACAAGAAGAGAAAGACAGUUACAAAGGAGGAGGCAGCUGCUAUCAAGUCUGCAGGCAAGGCUUGGUAUCACACAAUGAUAUCUGAUAGCGACUACACUGAGUUUGAGAAUUUCACCAAAUGGCUCAAUGUUACCCAGUAAUAUUGUUCUCUUCAUUUCAAAUUUUCUUGGACAAGAUUUAUUACCUGUUUUGUUUUGUUAACUAGAUUUUGGUAUCUGUUUUGUUAAAUUUGUUUUGGUAUUGGACAAUGAAUGAGAAUUGUGUUGCGAUUGGACA